Molecule: messenger RNA, 1470 nt
Organism: Dendronephthya gigantea
Lineage: Eukaryota; Metazoa; Cnidaria; Anthozoa; Malacalcyonacea; Nephtheidae
Product: AMP deaminase 2-like
Biological process (GO): AMP metabolic process; IMP salvage
Cellular component (GO): cytosol
Molecular function (GO): AMP deaminase activity
Source: RefSeq, a predicted model, not a curated record
GCAGUGCCAAAACGAGAUUACUACAACGUUCGGAAGGUUGACACGCAUAUCCAUGCAACUGCCUGCAUGAGCCAAUUCUCGCUGCUGAAGUUCAUGAGACGCAAGGCCAAAACAAAUCCUGAUGAUAUAGUAGCUGAGAAAGAUGGAAAGAAGUUGACUUUACUUGAGUUUUUUGACAGUCUCGGCCUCAAUCCUCAACAAUUGAGCGUGGAUAGUUUGGAUGUCCAUGCGGGCGAAGAAACGUUCAAUCGUUUUGACAAUUUCAACAAAAAGUACAAUCCAGCUGGUCAAGGCGCUCUUCGAAAACUUUUCUUGAAGAAAAGUAAUUACAUGGAAGGUCAAUAUUUGGCUGAACAGAUAAAAGGUGUCAUGGAUCUUCAUGAAAAAAAUAAAUAUGUCAACAGUGAAUUGAGAAUUUCUGUUCAUGGAAAAUAUCCAGACGAGUGGCAACGACUAGCACAUUGGGCCUUGCAAUACAACAUUCAGUCGCCCAAUGUUCGUUGGAUGAUUCAAGUUCCAAGGCUUUUUGACAUCUAUCGUAAAAAAGGCAACUACAAGAGCUUCGCAGAAAUGUUGCAGUUUCUUUUUGGACCAAUGUUUGAAGCAACUAUUAAUCCGAAAUCUCAUCCUGAGAUGGCCAAGUUUAUGACCCAGGUGAUUGGCUUUGACUCAGUCGAUGAUGAGAGUAUUCCGGAAUUGACUCCAUUCAAUGAAGACAGUGAAACACCAUCAAACUGGACUCAAGAGGAAAGACCAACAUAUGCUUAUUACAUUUAUUACAUGUAUUGUAACAUCAUGACUCUUAACCAUUUGAGAAGAGAGCGUGGAAUGAAUACAUUUGUUUUACGUCCUCAUUGUGGUGAGGCAGGUUCACCCAAACAUUUGGUUGCAGGAUUUAUGUUGACUCAGAAUAUUUCUCAUGGGCUCAUGUUGCGCAAGUCGCCAGCACUGCAGUACUUGUACUAUCUGACUCAAAUUGCUGUUGCCAUGUCGCCUAGCAACAAUGCCUUGUUCCUUAACUACAAUCAAAAUCCAUUCCCAGAAUUUUUUGCAAAAGGAUUGAAUGUCACAUUGUCUACUGAUGACCCAUUGAUAUUUCACUAUACCCAGCAACCGCUGAUUGAGGAAUACAGUAUUGCAGCACAAGUUUUCAAACUAACCGGAACAGAUAUAUCUGAAGUAGCCAAGAACAGUGUCUUGAUGUGUGGUUUUGAGGAUGAGCACAAACGCCACUGGCUUGGGAAAGAUUACGAUAAAGACGGCUUGGCUGGUAAUGACAUAGCCAAAAGUAAUGUUCCGGACACAAGAGUUGCAUAUCGUUAUGAAACCUUGGUUCAAGAACUCACAUAUAUUUGUAAUAUUGUGAAGAAUGCCGCUGAUGAUGAUGAUGAUGAAGAUUGAGGGACUGGUAUAUGAGGCACGCACGUUAGCAGAUUGUCAUGCACGGGAAACGAGUGUCUAGUUGAUAAU